CCGAUUACGAAUGGGUGUCGCCAGCAGCAGCACAAACACACACAUUUGGCACUGACGCGGAGAGUAUCGGCUGCAGAAAACAAACAGGGUUCGCUUCAGGAAGUUUAUUAACUUGGCGUAAAGGGUAGGAGCAAGUCCCAGUCACCUACCAUGAAGGACAGGCUGGAGGAGCUGAAGAGAGCGGCGGAGGACAAUUUCACGGAGAGUAUUGUUGGUGGAAUCGACAACCCAACAUUUGAAGGGACAGAGUCCAACAGGUUGAAUGGAUUUUUUGAAGACAUUUCAGCUGUUUCUUCAAACCUCACCAAACUGGAGAAUCUAGUCCAGAGUAUCCAGAAGAAGCAAGCGGGGGUGCUGUGUGGGACUGCGAAAGCGAGCAUCUACAACAAGAAGAAACUUAUGAAAUAUUCCAAAUGUGAGUUGACCUGUGAGGCCAAGAUCAUCCAGUCGCAGCUGAACAGGAUGAGGGGUGUCCUGUCUCGCAAGCGGCAGGAGGCACCCUUCUCGGUUGAGUACAGGAUUCACCAGAGCCAGUACAAUGCCUUGGUGACUCGCUAUCACCACAUACUAACCUCGCACCACACGAUGGAGAUGGAAUACGUGGACAAGUUGAAGCAGCAGAUUACGCGGCAGACUCAGUUGGCUGGCUUGCAGUUGCAGGAGGAGGACGUGGACCGCUUCGUGGAGGACCUUGACGCUCCACAGAUUGUUGGGCAGGAUCUGGAGGUCCACAAAGCCAAGGAGCACUUGGCCGCCGCCCAGGAGCGCCACAAACAGCUUCUGGAACUGCAGUCGCAGAUAGCUGAACUUCACCAACUCUUCCUGCAGUUCGAGGUACUGGUGACUGAGCAACAAGAAGUGGUAAACAGCAUUGAAUAUAACGUGGAGCACACUGUCGACUACAUCACACAGUCCGCAGACGACGUUAAAAAAGCAAUAAAGUACCAGAAGAAAUCUCGGGUAAUUGCUGCAGCCGCAGCCGUCAUUGGGCUGUGUGCCUGUGUUCCCUGCAUUGCAAAGUUAUCUUCUUAAAAAAAGAGGUCGUGGCUUUACAAAAGGACCUAGUCCCAUGCCCAAAGGAGAAAAUUGCGAUCUCCACCACGACUAACCGUGUUGCAGUAUUUUUUGUCAUCAGCUUUCUGUGCAUCGAUUGACUUCUCUAGAUUAUUUCUGCAGCUGAAUUUGCUGAAGACAGGAAUGCGUUUGUGCAGUGGGCCUCUGCGAGUGCAUUUCAGGGGGUGUGGGCCAGGGAGUCUGCCUCGUCUACAUCGUAACCCUGAGAACUUUCCAACUAUUCAGGGGUGUGCCAACAUUAACCAAGGGAUUAACAUUAAUAGUUGGAUUUUAAAGGAAGUAGGUGAGAAUAUUAUUUCAAAAUUAUCUCAGCUCAGGCACCCAUUUCUUUAGAGUGGAUGGGUAAUCGCACACAGCUGUCCUGUCCGAGAACAUUGAGAGGGGGAAACCAGAGAGAAGUUGCCAUCGCACCUGCUGAAAAAUUACUGGAGAGUUUUCAGUUGAUCAACGAACUGGCAUGGAUUUUGUAAAGAGCGGGUCGUGUUGAAGGAAUCCAAAUGUUUUGAAGAGAUUCCUAAUGUAUUUAAAUGGAUUUCCGGAAAGUUACCCGCAUAUGAAUCUAGUGCAAUUCAAGGCAAGUUAACGAACAAGUUAAAGAUUGAGCAGAGCAAGAGGAAUUGGAGAGCAAGAAUUAUUGGCAGGACUGAUGCAUUGUAAUGCAUACCGUGAGCCCUCAACUAUUCAGCAACUGCCUCUAUGAUCAAUCUGGAAUAUGGAAUAAUGAAGGAUGGAACUGCAGACACUGGUUUACUGAAGAUAGACACAAGAUGCUGGAGUAACUCAACGGGUCAGGCAGCAUCUCUGAUGGGAGGAAAAGGUGACGUUUCGGCUCGAAACCCUGCGUCCGACUGAGUUGUAUAUCAGAGAUGGUGACACAGAAGUGGGCACUAUUGUAAGCUGUGGAAACAGACUCAUUGAACUACAAAGCGAUUCUGAUGUCGCUUCAGUCAAUGCAGACAGAUCUAUAGCGCACAGAUUUCAACGUGGAUGAACAUGCGGUCGGUCAUUCAUCUUGAAUUCACCAACUGAUAGAACAUUAUGGGAUGGUGAACUGUUAGAAAUGAGGGACGCACAAAGAGAUGAAAAGGUUUGCACUAUGGUUGUUACACAAACAA
Messenger RNA from Amblyraja radiata (thorny skate), 2189 nucleotides. RefSeq names its product syntaxin-3-like. The record is from RefSeq and is a predicted model, not a curated record. The transcript has a single exon. Lineage: Eukaryota; Metazoa; Chordata; Chondrichthyes; Rajiformes; Rajidae. Bases 151 to 1032 code for a protein of 293 amino acids. Gene Ontology annotation, cellular component: SNARE complex; endomembrane system; plasma membrane. Gene Ontology annotation, molecular function: SNAP receptor activity; SNARE binding. Gene Ontology annotation, biological process: exocytosis; intracellular protein transport; vesicle fusion.